AUGGGAUGUGGUUCGUCAUCUGGAAGUUAAUUAGAAACAAGGGGUCUAAUCUAUAUUUAUUAUGGCACAACAACUGGGAAUUCGAGCAGAUUAGCCUUUUAAUUUGCCAGUGAAGUCAGAAAUCUUAAAUUUAUUCCUAAAAUUAUCAAUCUUAGCGAAUACAAUCCCAAAGAAAUGAUAUCUUCGAAAUUAAAUGUUUUUUUUGUAUCCACAUAUGGAAUGGGAUCAUGUACACCUGAUACUGAAAACUUUGACCAAUGGUUAUUUUGCGAAGAAAGAAGUAAAAACGAAUUUUAAGGGAUGAUUUAUUUAAUCUUUGCAUUGGGGAGUACUAAUCAUGAACACUUUUGUGAAUUUGGAAUAAGACUGGAUAAAAGAUUGGAAUAUUUAGGUGCGAAAAGAUUAUGUAAUUUGGGUAAAGGGGAUGCUGCAAAGGAUUAAACCGAAAACGACUAUUAAUAAUGGAUUCAUACUGAGGUGCAAUAGACUUUGCAAACAUAAUUCCCUUUGUACACAUGUGAUUAAGGUUAAUAGGAUUUUUCAACUAUCAAAAUUUAAAUAACUAAGGAACCAGAAGAUUUUUAGAGUGUCAAUCUUGAUUUCAUGGCUCUAAAAUAUAUUAACAGUAUGGCAUUCUCUAUAAGUGAAAUCAAAGAAUUAAAAGCCUUACCUGCUAGAGGCAAUUCUACAUUAUUGUUAGAUCUCUUCAAUCAAAACAUUGAGUACAAAACUGCUUACAAUAUAGCUAUCUAUCCUCAGAAUUCUGAUUCUGAUGUAGAUGAGCUGUGCUCUUUACUUAAACUCGAUAAAAAUGUGAGAUUUAAAGUAAUCACCAACUCGAAAUAGCCAUUCCCUAAUCCAAUUUCCGUUUAUACAUAUUUAAAAAAAUUUUGUGAUUUUUCUGGCUUAGUUACAAAGAAAAUAUUAAUUGAACUUUCAAAUUUGGUUAAUCAAAAACAACUAGAAGAUGAACUCCUUCAUCUUGCCUCAUUUGAAGGAAGAGAUCAAUAUUAAAAUAGAUUCAUAAAUUAAAAGCAGAAUUUACUUAAUUUAAUAAAAGAAUAUCAAAUCAACAACUUAACCUUAGAGAAAAUCAUUGACAUAUGCCCUUUAAUUCAACCAAGAUACUUUACAAUAGCAUCAAGCAAUAAGAAACAUCCAAAGAAUAUUCACAUAUUGGCUAGUCAAUUUGUAUUGAAUCAAGAAAGAUUAGGACUUUCAAGCUAAUUUUUCAGAUCUUUAAAAAAAGGAGAUGUUGUUAAAGGAUUAAUCUAGCCAUCUAAAUUUAAGUAUCCUAAAAACCCAAAAGCACCUAUACUUCUAAUUGGAAUUGGAGCUGGAUUGGCACCCCUCAGAGCCCUUAUUCAGGAGAGGGAUUAUUACUUAGAAAAAAACCAAUUUGAAAAGUGCCCAUUUUAAGGAGGAAUGAAAUUAUACUAUGGAUGUCGAACAGAAGCUGAGUAUUUAUGUAGGGAGGAACUUUAAGCUUAUCUAAAUUCAGGAACGCUAAGUGAAUUAAAAGUAGCCUUUUCAAGAAAGGAACCUAAACAGUAUGUCACAGAAUUAAUUGCUAUUGAUGAAUUAUAUUAGCAUUUCUAGAUGGAUGGAUUACUAUACAUUUGUGGAUCUACUGAAUUGGGAAGAGACAUUCAAGUCAAAAUAGCUGAUAUGUUUGAAUAUUUUGAGAAUAUUGAUCCCUAUUUGACUGAUUAAAAAAUAAAAGAACUCGAGGAAAAUUCAUAAAUAUUAACGGAAUAUUGGGGUUGA
This is a messenger RNA of Paramecium tetraurelia, 1767 nucleotides long. RefSeq lists its product as uncharacterized. Gene Ontology annotation, cellular component: cytosol. Lineage: Eukaryota; Ciliophora; Oligohymenophorea; Peniculida; Parameciidae. Gene Ontology annotation, molecular function: FMN binding; flavin adenine dinucleotide binding; NADPH-hemoprotein reductase activity. The transcript is spliced from 4 exons. The record is from RefSeq and is a predicted model, not a curated record.